AUGGAUCUUUUUCACUCGGCAGGGUUUGCGUCAUAUGUGACAGAGUUGAUGAAGCAGCAGCAUGUCCCAGGUCUGGCGAUUGCAAUCAUACACAAUGAUGAAAUUGUCUCUGCGGGAUAUGGAUAUGCGAGCCUGGAUCCCGAAAUACCUUGCACAGCAGAUACGCUGUUUGACAUUGCAUCGUCUUCUAAAUCACUCACUGCUGCGGCGGUGGGAUUGCUAGUCGACGAUAAUGACAUGUUCCCGGAUAUUCAGUACGAUACCGUAAUGUCGUCUCUUCUCCCCGAAGACUUUGUCAUGUCUGGAGAAGGAUACACAGAAGGAGUCACUGUGGAAGACAUCUUAAGUCAUAGAAGUGGAAUGGCUAGCCAUGACGAUUCGUAUAUGAGUGUGCGAGCGGCAAAGCCAGACAAUGCUCGAUCCAUUACGAGAAACCUCAGGAAUCUCCCUGUCGCUGCUCCCAUUCGAUCAAGGUAUAUUUACUGCAACAUGAUGUAUACAGUGGCAACCCAUCUUGUAGAAGUUAAGAGUGGACAGGAUUUUGGUACAUUCCUCGAAGAGCGAUUUUUCAAGCCUCUGGACAUGUCAUCAACUACUCUUCAACCCAGCAGCGCACGAUCAAAAGGAUUUGAAUCCCGCAUGGCAACGAGCUACACAUGGAAAAGAGCCGACUCAACAUAUCGUGGGUUAGAAAAUUCAGACUACCCAGAAGGCCAAGGUGCAGGGUCUAUCAUUUCGAGUGUGAACGACUUCAUCAAAUUUGUCAAGGCUUUUAUCAAUCGCGAAGACCCUAUCAAUAAAAAUGUUUAUGAAGGGCUCACUCGCCUGCGAACUUUUGUGAAUCCAAACCCAGGAAGACGGAAGCGGCACACCUCACCGGUAGCAUACGCUGCUGGCCUGGAUAUCUACUUUUACAAGGGACAUAUGGUUGUCGGCCAUAAUGGAUUAUUCUCUGGAUUCGGAAGUCGCUUCUUCUUUCUCCCUGAUUUCGCAUUCGGUGCUGUGAUUAUGGGAAAUUCAGAUGGGGUAAAUGGCAUUGCGACGACCCUUGGCCAAAAGUUAAUUGACAAUCUCCUUGGAGUCACGGACGAAAGACCUCAAGACAGCAAAAGCAAAGCCGCACGACCUGUUGAUAUUCGCCCCAAAACCGAGGCCGAGCCGAAAGAUGCAAAUCCAAUGAGUAAGAAUCAGGAAAAGAAGGAGAAGAAAAAGCAGGAAAAGAAAACCCAAGCGAAGAAAAACCAAGGUAUCCAGAAGGGCCAAAUGAAUGAACAAAGUCCAAAAGGGAAUACUCAGCCCCCGGCAAUGCCUCUCAGUGCUUACGUUGGCAAUUACUGGAAUCCUGGGUAUCAUAACUUACUGGUUCAAAUCAGAGAUGAUGCGCUGUUCGUCGAUGCUACAGAUCGCUCAAUGGGGUUUACCUUGAAAUUCGAACAUGUGUCCAAUGACCGAAAAUUCGAUGCUCGUCUUACUGAUUGGCUCGAUGGUAGUGAUGACAUCGUAAAAGCGGAGUUUGUAAUAGAAGAUGCCCAAGUUACAAGGUUGGGUCUGCGUUUAGAGGAAAUGCUGAAGGAGAUGAUGUGGUUCGACAAGAAGGAUGAAGUUUUUUCUUGA
This is a messenger RNA of Penicillium griseofulvum, 1614 nucleotides long. RefSeq names its product Beta-lactamase-related protein. The coding region runs from base 1 to 1614 and encodes 537 amino acids. The record is from RefSeq and is a predicted model, not a curated record. NCBI's taxonomy places the organism in Eukaryota, Fungi, Ascomycota, Eurotiomycetes, Eurotiales, Aspergillaceae. The transcript is spliced from 2 exons.